CUGAACCAGUCACGGAACAUCCUGGCCAGGAAUCUCCGUUCGUAGAAUAGUAAAACACGGCAAUCACCCAGCGUUGGACAAUAUUUUCGUCAGGACACAGUUCCCUCAAGUCCUGGUUGAUGAGCCAGUUCGCUGCCAUUCCUUGGGGUGUGCUUACGUCAUCAAUGGUGGACAGGUUUCCUAYCGAAUCCAAAACUUCCAUCAUUUGUGUGACCCUUUCCUCCGAUGUAAUUUUGCAGCCUCCAAGGGUAGGGUUAAGUGAUGGGCUGGAGGUAGGUGACGAAGCGUUUUCUUCGCUCGURCCCGCAGAGUCGGCAGUUGAUGAAGAAGGAAGAAUUGAAAAUGAGGGAGCCGAAGAAGAUGUGCUUAAAAUGAAAGUUGUACCAAGUGUGGGUUCAAAGGUUGUAGGAACAAAAGUUGUCGGAACAAAAGUUGUGGGGACAAAUGUGGUAGGGAUUCCGGUAGGAUUCUCGCUGGGGCUCUCGCUUGGACUCUCGCUUGGACUCUCACUUGGACUCUCACUUGGACUCUCGCUGGGACUCUCGCUGGGACUUUCACUUGGACUCUCGCUCGGAAUUUUGGUUGGGUUCUCGCUUGGGCUCUCGAUAGGAAAUUUGCUACCUUCAAUGAGUGUUGGCGUAUUGGACAGCGCUUCAUCAUCGGUAGUUCCAUCAGAGUCUGAGACCGUCGGUGCGAUGAAAAGAGAGGGACCAUUUGAUUCCAAUGCACUUGGUUCGAUCGAUAAGAUCACAGUCKGAAACUCACUGGGGGCCAAACUUGGCUGAUUUCCCAACUUAAUGCUGAAACCCGCUUCCAAGYUCAAACUAAUCAGAUCGUCAGAGCUAUCCAGCUGUAAGAUUUCGUUUCCCUUUGCUGCCCGCUUUGGUAGCAUACUCGGUAGAUCGUUACUGUAAGCAUCAUCGGGUGAUUCUGUUUCCGUUUCCCUAGCUUCCGCAUUCUGCUGCCAGCUCGAUAGAUCGCCWAUGUUUUCUAACCGCAAUAUAUCGCUUUGCCUCGCUUCCCCAUUUCGUAACAAACUCGCCAUAUCGUCAGAUUUCACGUCAUUACUGAUGGAAUCGGUUUCGGUUUCCUGUGCUUGCUCAUUUCGAAGCCAGCCCGACAUAUCAUCGACAUUAUCUAGCACUAGAAUUUCGUUUUUCUUUGUACCAUUUCGCAGUGAAGGCUCUGCUAGAGCAAUCGAAUGGAGAAAACCAAACGCAAAGAUGGAAGCAAGAAGGGUCGAGGAUAUCAUUGUCGAUCGGAUUGUUUUUGUGUAAUGGACCUAUUGAGGCAAGUGGUUWUUCUUAGUCGGAGAAGAUUUUUGUCACAAUCAUUCAAUUUUAGAAAGGAUGGGAUUGGAUUAAGGCGAGAGCAGCGCCCUACCCCGUCGAACAAAAUCAACUCCAUCGGAUGCUUCUGGUCAUCCAAUCCCAUCAGAAUGAAUAAUUGAAUACACGAAAU
Messenger RNA from Pseudo-nitzschia multistriata, 1461 nucleotides. Lineage: Eukaryota; Bacillariophyta; Bacillariophyceae; Bacillariales; Bacillariaceae. The record is from the annotation of a GenBank genome assembly.